Messenger RNA from Zootoca vivipara (common lizard), 1835 nucleotides. It is a transcript of the gene RUVBL1, whose product is annotated as RuvB like AAA ATPase 1. Lineage: Eukaryota; Metazoa; Chordata; Lepidosauria; Squamata; Lacertidae. The record is from RefSeq and is a predicted model, not a curated record. Gene Ontology annotation, molecular function: ATP-dependent activity, acting on DNA; ATP binding; ATP hydrolysis activity.
CCGCGCCGGGAGCCUUGGUAACGCGCGGGUGGCGCAUGUUAACUGCGUGUGCGGCCGGUAAGAAGAAGGAGGAGAAGGCGGCGGGCUGAGUUUCCCGGGGCCUCCUUUGCUUCUGGUCGCCAGCGGCGGGAUGAAGAUCGAGGAAGUGAAGAGCACGUCGAAGACGCAGCGCAUCGCCGCGCACAGCCAUGUCAAGGGCCUGGGGCUGGACGACAGCGGGGCGGCCAAGCCGGCGGCGGCCGGGCUGGUCGGGCAGGAGAACGCGCGGGAGGCUUGUGGUAUUAUUGUGGAAUUGAUCAGAAGCAAGAAGAUGGCUGGCAGAGCUGUGCUAUUGGCAGGACCUCCUGGAACUGGAAAGACUGCUUUGGCUUUGGCUAUUGCUCAGGAGUUGGGUAGUAAGGUUCCCUUUUGCCCUAUGGUUGGAAGUGAAGUGUACUCUACUGAAAUAAAGAAGACAGAGGUCUUGAUGGAAAAUUUCAGAAGAGCAAUUGGCUUGAGGAUUAAAGAAACCAAGGAAGUUUAUGAAGGUGAAGUCACAGAAUUAACUCCAUGUGAGACUGAGAACCCCAUGGGAGGAUAUGGCAAAACCAUUAGUCAUGUCAUUAUCGGACUCAAAACUGCAAAAGGAACUAAACAGCUCAAGUUGGACCCCAGCAUCUUUGAAAGUCUGCAGAAGGAAAGAGUAGAAGCUGGUGAUGUGAUUUACAUUGAAGCAAACAGUGGAGCUGUCAAGAGGCAAGGCAGGUGUGACACCUAUGCAACAGAGUUUGACCUUGAGGCUGAAGAGUAUGUUCCUUUGCCGAAAGGUGAUGUGCACAAGAAGAAAGAGAUUAUCCAGGAUGUAACUCUUCAUGACUUGGAUGUGGCCAAUGCUAGACCUCAGGGUGGGCAGGAUAUCCUUUCCAUGAUGGGCCAGUUGAUGAAGCCUAAGAAAACUGAAAUCACAGACAAGCUUCGAGGAGAGAUCAACAAGGUGGUGAAUAAAUACAUUGAUCAAGGCAUUGCUGAGUUAGUCCCCGGAGUUCUCUUUGUGGACGAGGUUCACAUGCUGGAUAUUGAGUGCUUCACAUAUUUGCACCGAGCGCUGGAAUCUUCUAUUGCUCCGAUUGUCAUCUUUGCUUCCAACCGGGGGAACUGUAUAAUCAGAGGUACAGAAGAUAUAAUCUCUCCUCAUGGGAUACCUCUGGAUCUUCUGGAUAGGGUGAUGAUCAUUAGAACCAUGUUAUACACGCCACAAGAAAUGAAGCAGAUCAUAAAGCUCCGUGCUCAGACAGAGAGUAUUAAUAUUAGUGAGGAGGCACUGAACCAUCUUGGAGAAAUAGGCACCAAAACAACAUUAAGGUAUGCUGUGCAGUUACUCACCCCAGCCAAUCUGCUGGCCAAGAUAAAUGGGAAAGACAGCAUAGAAAAGGAACAUGUUGAAGAAAUAAAUGAACUCUUCUAUGAUGCCAAAUCCUCGGCAAAAAUACUGGCGGAUCAACAGGAGAAAUACAUGAAGUGAAGAAAUUUGUUAGCCUUUCUAGUCCUCAGAGCCUCUCUUAACAUUCUCCAAAUUUUAACUUUCACUGGAACUGAAAAGUUCUUAAAUAUCACAAUACUGCUUUGUAGCAAGAAGCAGAAUUCCCUUUGUUCUUAGUUCACCAAGAUGGAAUGAAAUCAUCUCUGUCUGUGGUAUCUUCAUGUUUUAUAUAUUGAGUGCCUAUAUGAAAUGGAUGCAGGCUGGCAUACCCUUAUAUUCCUCUUCUAGAUUUGAUUGCUAAGUUGCUAAGAAAAGACAAUUUAUUUUCAUUAUUUGUUUUGUUUAAAAAUAAAUGUGAACUUGUUUUUAAAAUGUU